AUGCCUCAUCGCGGGAUGCAUCGUUUCGUCCGGCCUCGGCCGAAGAAGAUAUUCUUCUUCAUGCCAGAUUUGGGCCUCUGCCCUAGUCCAGAAGGAAAUACGUUCGGACAAGGAGGGGAUGGAAAUGACAUUGAAAUGAUGGACAUUCGAAUUCCGCCAGUUUUGACGGAAAAAGAUAUUUCUCUGCCGCGAUCGCAUUUGGAAAGCCGAAAGAGGGUUUAUGAAGAAUCGGAGUCUGAGAGCGAGAGUUGCGAUUUCUCGACUUAUUCCGACAAUUUAAUCGACGAUAUGAUUUCUUCCGUCAAUAUCCCAGACGACCAGCAACUCUUCGACCUGAUCGGCGACCUCCCGAGCAGCCUCGACACUCUUCCCGACGAAGUCAUUCUCGAACUAUGCGAGCCUCCAGAAUCCUCAGAACAUCAUCCCGACAGUGGAGAAACUCACGACAAGCGACACGAAAUGAAAAUGGAGUUGGUUGAAAUUCGCGAGACGCGUCGAAAAUUUCCACUUUUUAUCUUCCGAAAUGACCGCAUGGAACGCGCCUAUCUUGUCAACAAGGUCAAAAGAAACUUCGAAGCUGGAUUCUCGAUUUACCUGAAGUGCGACAAAGGUCUGCGAGACAAAUGCCCGGCCACGGUGAUUCUGAGGACGCUCAAUGCCGAUUUGAUCAAGAUUGUCAGGACUUCGGCGGGUGGAGAAAAGUUGAAAUUACUCGAUGCCAAGGAACUUCUUCGCCCUGAAAACUUCUUCGACUGCAUCUUCGGCCGUCCCCACAGCUGCAAAGUUCAAAUCAUGGAUCGAGGCAAGCCAAAACUCCCUGGCCGAUGCUGUGGCCGCAUGAAAACAUCUGGGUCGACUUCGGACUUGUCCAGCACCGGCACCGACAUCGAAAUGGUCAAUAAAUCAGCGCCAAAAUUCAUCCAAUGCUCCGAGAGCUCCUUCGAAGAAGAAUUCAACAAGACUGUACAGAACAAAGUCCAGUCCUCAGAAGUUAUUGUCUGUGAUGCAGGUCUGACCAUCCAAAUCAUAGUCGUAACGCCUCAUUCUCUGGCUGACGGAACGUCAAUGAUGCUCAUUCUCCACGAUAUUUUGACUUUCUAUGAAAAACCUCAUCUAUCGCAACCUCUUGUAACUGACUACCCGACUGCAGCCCAGCGCCUGUUUCCUACCCUUGACCCGGAGAAAGUUGAAGAAUUCAAGGAGAAAACGAUUCGCGAGAAAACGACCUAUAAGAACGUCGUUCCUCACAUUCAAUUCAAGAAUAAACGCCCGAAAAAUGUUCCAACAAAAAAAUCUCACAGCAAAGAUCUUCGAUUUGGCGUCGACUACAAUCUCCGCGACAGAUUCCCAAAGAAACUCGGCAACACUACUGUAGCUUGUUACAUCAGCGAAAACACCCAUCAACCAAACGCAGAGCUCGAAGAAACUCUCGUUCAAGUGGCGACUCGUCUUCAUUCAGAAAUCAACGAUGGAAUAAAAAAUCAACAGCCAUUUAUGCUCAAAGCAUUGAUCGGGCUUUACGCAAAAGACAGAGAUGGAUUUCAGCCGCCGGAGCAAAAUUUUACGAAUUCUAGUGCGAAUUUCUCGAAUGUAGGAAGAUACAAAUUCGAUACGAAAUACGGGUUUGGUGAGGUCCGAGAAAUGUACUGCUCUGGAUACAAUUGGUGCCACUAUGAAUACACCCUUCUUUUUCAGACAACGGACAGACUGUGCAUAACGAUCACAAACAUGGAUAAGGAUCUCUACAACGCGACGGCAAAGCAAUAUGUCGAUGGAUUUCUCGAGCUGACAGAAAAUCCCAACAAAUUUGAAUUUCAAACAUUGAAAUCUUAUGCAGAUCUUUGA
Molecule: messenger RNA, 1845 nt
Organism: Oikopleura dioica
Lineage: Eukaryota; Metazoa; Chordata; Appendicularia; Copelata; Oikopleuridae
Source: the annotation of a GenBank genome assembly